GCGAGAGUCAGUUAUAAAAGGAACGCAAUGUCGCAUCGGGAUGCAGCCAUGCACUUUCGUUGAGAGAAAGAAGAGAGAACAGCGAACAUGGGUGCCAAGCAGAGCAAACGCUCGGUGGAUAUCAGCGGAAAGGAGGCUGAGGGUGCUGGUGAGGUAGCGGCGGGCGCGGGCGGCGAGGGUCGUGUGGAGGCGCUGGCUGACGCUGAUGCGCUCAAGCCGCAGCUCAACGGCGAUGCGCACAUCCACGAACAGACUGAUAAAGAGAAACAACUCGAUAGCGGUACUCCAGAGAACGAAAAGGAUGCCACCACAGAAAAGGAGGCCAAAGAACAAGACAACGAGAGCGACAAGGAGAAAGAGGCUUCUCCUGUAACGAACGGCGAUACUGAGGCCAAAGCAGAGAUCGGAGACUCCUCGCCUGCCCCCGAGGAAAGCAAGAAACCGAAGAAAGAGAAGGUCAAGAAGAAAUGGUCGCUCAGAUCGAUCAGUUUCAGCAGAAAAGAUAAACCCAAGCAGGAGAAGAAACAAAAAGAGGAGGAGCCCAAAACGAAUGGGGAGCCAGAGAAAGUGCCCGAAGAGGCCUCUGAAGCCACACCAGACAAUGCAACAAACGAAGUAGCAGAAGAAGCGCUACCUAAAACAGAAGUUAAAGAUGAGAAAACUCCUGAAACUCCUGUGACUGAACCUCUGACAAAUGGUAGCAGUACACCUGAGGAGCCUAAGGCCGCGUCUCUCGUGCCCGAAGAGCCAGCCCCAGUCGCAGCCUCCGUCCCGGCUCCGACCGCUGCAGCACUGAUUCCGACUCCAGCUCCUGCAGUUGCAGAGCCAAUUGCACCUACACCUGCGCCCGCUGAACCUGAAUCCGCCAAGCCCGAACCUAAGGCUGAAUCCGAACCUGAGCAGUUGCCUGUUAAUGGUCUCUCUCUAGAAAUCUCCGAAGCCGUUCAAACCAACGAUAGCAAACCCGAGCCUGCUGCAGUCGCAUCAGAAACCGUUCCGGCCCCUGAAAUUCCUGUUAAAAAAGAGCAAGCUGAAGACAUUGAUCGUUCCGAAGUUACAACUGUAGACAGCGCAUUAUUAAACUCCAAUAUUGCUGUAGAAGAUGAGGAAAAUGUCAUUGAAAAGGAAGACGUAGAAAUCCAGGGAAUUCAAGACGAGAAUCAGAAGCAAAUAAAAGAUGAAAGUGAUUUGGAAAGUCCCGUUUCAUUCGAAUGUGACAAAAUUUUAGAGACUCCUGCGCUACCGAAAGAGACUAUGGAUUCUAUUGACGAUUUACCUCCUCCACCCCCACUUGAUAAUGAAUUCACAGAUAUUAGUGCCGACGUGCCGUCGGUAACUGCAAAUGAAAUUAAGGAAGUUAUCGUCAAACCCGAUCACAUAUCGAACAACGUUGAGGUUAACGGAGUCAGUUCGGAGAUUCUUAACGGAAACGAAGAUGUGGAUCACCAAAAUUUGAAAAACAAAAACAAGAAUUUGAUUGACAACGCGAAAGAAAACUUCGAAAGCAAUGGGAACGUAGAGGAAGUCACCACAGAAGCGACAAUUGAGAAAAAGGCGAGUGAGAUCACAGAGGAGAAAGUGAUUACCCCGGAGGAGUCGCUGCCGCCAUCACUAUCGGAGGCGAGCGAGGCGGCGGGUAGUGAGCUGAGCGACGCGUUCCCGCCGCCGCCCGCCGAGCUGUGCGCGCCUGCCGAGCCUCCGCCACACGCCAACGACACGCCCCAGGAGCCUCUCCCCGUAUCUGACAAGUUAGCCGAUUUGAUCCCUGAAGUCCCUGUCGUGCCAGACUUAAACACUGAAACGUUGCAGGAGACGACGACCGACGUAACGGUGGCAAACUAAAUGUGGAUCCGCACUCCCGCUUCCCGCGUACAUAAGGCAUGUGUCGGAAAAUGAGCCUUUUAUUUAUUUCCAAUUAGUACUGUGGAGUGAAGUCGAACUAAGUUCGAGCAUUUUGCAAUGUCGAAAGAUGUGGAUUCAGUUUCAAACGUGACCUUUCGUAUAGAAUGAUCAUAGAAUAAGUUUAGCGUGCUUUGCUUCUGUAAAAUUAAGAUUUUAUACAUUUAUUCGCUAGGAUCGAGUUUUUUUAUAAUUAUAUACAAUAACAAAGUUAUGUAGGCAGUAUACGGUGCGAUAAGU
Hyposmocoma kahamanoa is the source of this 2139-nucleotide messenger RNA. It is a transcript of the gene Akap200, whose product is annotated as cell surface glycoprotein 1. The transcript is spliced from 8 exons. The coding region runs from base 88 to 1842 and encodes 584 amino acids. The record is from RefSeq and is a predicted model, not a curated record. Lineage: Eukaryota; Metazoa; Arthropoda; Insecta; Lepidoptera; Cosmopterigidae.